Molecule: messenger RNA, 2850 nt
Organism: Bactrocera neohumeralis
Lineage: Eukaryota; Metazoa; Arthropoda; Insecta; Diptera; Tephritidae
Gene: Nos
Product: nitric oxide synthase
Exons: 11
Coding region: 1-2337 (778 amino acids)
Biological process (GO): nitric oxide biosynthetic process
Molecular function (GO): FMN binding; nitric-oxide synthase activity
Source: RefSeq, a predicted model, not a curated record
AUGGGAGAAAUCGGUGUACAAAUCAAGAACAAUGGCUGUCCAGCUGAUUGGAUAUGGAUUGUGCCACCUAUGUCUGGCUCGAUUACGCCUGUCUUCCAUCAGGAAAUGGCUUUAUACUAUUUAAAGCCAUCGUUUGAUUAUCAGGAUCCAGCUUGGCGUACGCACUUAUGGAAGAAGGGACGCGGGGACGCCAAGAUCAAAAAACCGAGACGUAAAUUUAAUUUCAAACAAAUUGCUAGGGCUGUGAAAUUUACAUCGAAAUUAUUUGGUCGCGCCUUGUCAAAACGUAUUAAGGCGACUGUUUUGUAUGCAACCGAAACUGGAAAGUCCGAGCAAUAUGCAAAGCAGUUAUGUGAAUUAUUGGGACACGCAUUCAAUGCACAGAUUUAUUGCAUGUCAGAUUACGACAUAUCUUCCAUAGAACAUGAGGCUUUACUGAUUGUAGUGGCAUCUACGUUCGGUAAUGGUGAUCCGCCAGAAAACGGAGAGCUGUUCUCUCAGGAAUUGUAUGCGAUGCGGGUGCAGGAAGGCAGUGGCAACGGACAAGACUCCAGCAUUGGUGUUAGCUCAUCAAAAUCCUUUAUGAAAGCCAGCUCAAGGCAAGAUUUAAUCAAGUUGCCUUUACAGCAAGUGAAGAAAAUAGAUCGCUGGGAUUCCCUGCGAGGGUCAACAUCAGACACUUUUACAGAGGAAACUUUCGGGCCCUUGUCAAAUGUGAGAUUUGCUGUAUUUGCUUUGGGUUCUUCCGCUUAUCCCAACUUUUGUGCCUUUGGCCAAUAUAUUGACAAUGUACUCGGUGAGUUAGGUGGUGAACGAUUGCUAAAGAUGGCUUAUGGUGAUGAAAUGUGUGGACAGGAACAGUCUUUCCGUAAAUGGGCACCUGAGGUGUUCAAACUCGCUUGUGAGACGUUCUGCUUGGAUCCAGAUGAGAGUUUAUCGGAUGCCUCGUUGGCUUUACAAAAUGAAUCCUUGACCGUAAAUACCGUGCGCUUGGUUCCCUCGAAGUCUCGUGGCUCUUUAGAAGAGUUGUUAUCCAAAUUUCAUAACAAAAAAGUGUAUUGUUGUUCCAUUAAAGAAGCCCCAAUUAACCUUACCAACAUUGGUAAUGGCGAAAGGACAACCAUUCUUCUAAAGAUUAAUGCUCCCGGAUUGGAAUAUGAACCAGGCGAUCAUGUUGGAAUAUUUCCCGCUAAUCGCGAAGAUAUUGUUGAUGGCAUUUUAAAACGAUUAACUGGUGUAGAAAAUAUGGAGGAAGUCUUGCAGCUACAAUUGCUUAAAGAAAAGCAUACAUCAAAUGGCAUUUUCAAAUUAUGGGAAUCCCAUGAUAAAGUGCCACCAGACUCGGUUCGUAAUUUAUUGUUGCGUUUCUUCGACAUAACCACACCACCAACGCGUCAAAUGCUCACUCUUCUCGCUGGGUUUUGUGAUGACAAUCAGGACAUGGAGCGUUUACAAUUGUUGGCUACUGAUUCAUCGGCAUAUGAAGAUUGGCGACACUGGCGCUUACCACAUUUAUUAGAAGUUCUCGAGGAAUUCCCUUCCUGUAAACCACCCGCAACGCUGGUGUUGGUUAACUUAAUGCCGCUGCAAGCUCGAUUUUACUCGAUUUCCUCUUCGCCACGUAAAGUUAACAACGAAAUACAUUUAACGGUGGCCAUCGUUCGCUAUCGGUCAGAGGAUGGUAAUGGUGACGAGCGUUAUGGCGUUUGUUCAAAUUAUCUGUCCGGCCUAAAUAAGACCGACAAAUUGCAUAUGUUUGUGCGUAGUGCACCUAGUUUCCAUUUGCCUCCUGAUCACGAACGCCCGAUUAUUUUGAUUGGGCCAGGUACUGGCAUAGCACCGUUCCGCUCAUUCUGGCAGGAAUUCGAAAUGUUACGUGAGCUUAAUGCGGAUGUACCCCUGCCGAAGGUUUGGCUCUUCUUCGGGUGUCGCAAUCGAGAUGUUGAUCUGUAUUCGAACGAAAAAAAGCAGUUGGUCCGUGAAAACAUAUUAAACCGCGUCUUCCUGGCUCUUUCACGUGAGUCUAAUAUACCGAAGACUUACGUUCAGGAUCUGAUAGAAAAAGAAUUCGAUUCACUUUACAAGCUGAUUGUUGAGGAGCAAGGUCACAUAUACGUUUGCGGUGACGUCACAAUGGCUGAGCAUGUUUACCAGACAAUCAGGAAAUGCAUUGCUGUAAAAGAGCAAAAAACAGAAACGGAAGUAGAGACAUUUAUGCUCACAUUGCGGGAUGCAAACCGUUAUCACGAGGAUAUUUUCGGAAUCACGUUACGUACCGCGGAAAUACAUACGAAGUCUAGAGCAACAGCACGUAUACGCAUGGCAUCUCAGCCAUAGAUAGAAAAAACAAAUACCUUUUUCGAUUUCAAUGGGCCCUAGAAUUUCUACGGAAGAUGCCAUGAACAUUUGUUAAAAAUUGUCCGUAUGGAACUUAAAACAAUUAAUUAUUUUCCAAAAGGCGCAUGGAUACACCCUUUAUUAAACAUAUUAUAUAAAGUAUGCUCUGAUAGCUAAAAUGGCAUUACUGUUAUUACAUAUCUUUAGUAAAAUUUGAAUCUGUUUGAAAAAAAUUUCUUGUAAUCUGUGAUUUCCGAACAUUUAAGAUAUUUAGUUUGAAAUUUCGAGCAUUAAGCGUUACUUUGCUUACUCCGUAUUAAAUAAAUUGUUGUUAAGCUCUUAGUACCUUUAUACAAAUAUAAGGAAUAUAAGUAUACUAAGCACAAUGACAUACUACUACAUAUUACAGCACACUUAUACUUAACAUAUUGUAUUCAUCAGUAAUUUUACAUAUAUUUGACUAAUAAAAUUUGUUCUGUUCUCCAAAUCAUAAUAAAUGUUGAAAUACUCGAA